Molecule: messenger RNA, 1837 nt
Organism: Pezoporus flaviventris
Lineage: Eukaryota; Metazoa; Chordata; Aves; Psittaciformes; Psittacidae
Gene: THPO
Product: thrombopoietin
Exons: 4
Coding region: 1195-1824 (209 amino acids)
Biological process (GO): positive regulation of ERK1 and ERK2 cascade; positive regulation of hematopoietic stem cell proliferation; cell population proliferation
Cellular component (GO): extracellular region
Molecular function (GO): hormone activity; cytokine activity
Source: RefSeq, a predicted model, not a curated record
CACCUUCACCCCCUGGCCAGGCACAGCUGAGGUGUUGACCACUGGAGUGCCAGCAGCCAAGUGCUCAGGCCAGGGGCCAGGUGAGCAGCCCCAGGGACGCCCUUCCCACGCCCCAGGACAAGGGAGGAAGCGGCCGGAGGCAGGAAGCCGUCCCCCGGGCCCGGGGCCCCCGCUGCAGUUUUGCUUGAAGGUCAGUGGCGACACAACAGGAAAUCGCGCUGCCUCGGCUGGGCGGCCAGGCCGGAGCCGGAGCGCCGCGCCGUGCUGUCCUGUCCCGGGGGCAAUCCCGGCCCCCGGCCCUCCAUUCCCACUGGGCAGCUCGCGGGGAGCCCGCGCCACCACCGCCCUCCAUGGAAGGGGGACGGGAGGCAGGGAGCAGCCGCUGGCCCCAGGGUGGAAGAUGCAGGGCCGAAGCCCCCAGCUGAGCAUGGAGCUGAACAGUGAGUGCGCAGCCAAAAGGGGGGACGGGAGCGAGCAGGAAGGGGCAUUGCUUUGGCAGCAGACACCACGGCUGUACAACCCAAGCAUCCGCUGCAUGGGUACCCCAAGAGAUGAGCCCCACAGGUGGGCAGCAAGCCUCCAGUGUGGCUCUAGUUUGGUUGGACCUGGCUCCUACCAGUGCUCAUGGGCAGGCGAGCAUCUCUCCAUGCCUGCCCUAGGGAACAGACUGUGCAAAGGCCUUCUGGGGACAGGUGUAGUGCUAAGGCAGGUGGAUGCACACAGGGUGUUUGGAGAGGAGAUGCCUAGUGCCAGGAUGCUGCAGCUGCCCAGCCAAGAAACAUCCUUGGCAGCAGCAUGCCGGCAGUGCUGGGGAAGGCAAGCUCUUGGCCAGAGCAGCGGUGAGCAGCUGUACACUGCAGGAUGCUGCAGGCAGGGAUUCCCCAUAGUGCAUGUGACACCCAGAGCUGCUCCUGGCAAAGAUCUGGAGAGCUGGCCCAGGCUGCACUGGGAGCAUGGCUCUGCUCCCCACUAGCAGCCCAGCCCAGAGCGGAGCUGAAAAACCUGGUACAGAUGUGGCUGUGCGGCCCUCGGCACACACCACCAGCACAGAAACACUGGCUCUUCCUGGCACCUGUGCUGACAGGGGUGCAGCACCUCACGUCCUCCCUCAGCCCCCCUACACCUCUCCCUGCACCCCCAUCAUUGGGCCAAUAAAGCCACCAACAGGCUGGGGUGAGGGUUGCCACUGCAGGCAUGGCCCCAGGGUUGGACCUGAACAGGGAGGAUGGCAUGGUGCCCAAGGUAACCCAGUCUCUCCCAGGACUGCUCCUCCUCACAUCCUUUCUCCUGCACAUGGAAGAGGGCCAUGCCAGCUCAACACGGCUGGUCUGCGACAACAGACUCAUACAGAAGUACAUUGGGGAGGCCAAGGACAUGGAGAAGAGAGUGGGCGAGUGCCAGGUGCUGCCUGCACUCAGCUGUCCCGCAGUGCUGCCCUUGGUGGACUUCAGCCUCCAGCAGUGGAAAUCCAAAUCGAACGAGACCAAGCGGCGGGAGAUCCUGUGUGACAUGGCACUGCUGGUGGGAGCUGUGGUGGGUGCCCAGGGCCAGGUGAACGAGCCGUGCGGGGCCAGGCAGCUGAGCCAGCUUUACCAACACGCCAACUCCUUCCUCCUGCUCCUGCAGACCUUCAGCUGGGAGGCAGGACCCUGGGAGCCAGGCUGCUCCCCACGCUCCACGGAGCAGACCCACAUCACUGGCAUCUUCCUCACUUACCGACAGCUGGUGCAGGGCAAGCUGCGCUUCUUCUUCCACGACCUGGCAAAGGACUUGUGCAAGCAAGGCCAGGCAGGUGGCACAGACCCUCGGUGCAGGGCCCGAUGAGGCUGUGCAUAGG